Molecule: messenger RNA, 2309 nt
Organism: Hyalella azteca
Lineage: Eukaryota; Metazoa; Arthropoda; Malacostraca; Amphipoda; Hyalellidae
Product: ATP-binding cassette sub-family F member 3
Exons: 16
Coding region: 123-2252 (709 amino acids)
Molecular function (GO): ATP binding; ATP hydrolysis activity
Source: RefSeq, a predicted model, not a curated record
GAUUACAGUAUGAUUAGUGUUUUAUAAACAUCUUUCUCUAGUGUUCAACAAAAAAUUUAAUCAAGCAAAACUUUGUCUGUAAUAAAAAUAAAAAUUUAUUUUGAUUUCAGUAAGCUACAAGUAUGACUGGUACAAGUUCCGUGUUUAGGAAAAAGUUCCCUGGGCUUGAUGAAGAAAUAUUCCAGUAUGUUGAAGGUGUACUGGAGAAUUUGGGAGAUUUUUCUGAUGGCCAAGAGUUACAUGAUGCUAUUGGAGGCUUGCUCAUGGAGAGUGUAGGGGCUGACAAAGACACUGAAAUAAGGAAGUUGUGUGAAGACUUGAUGUCCUGUAGCACCAAUGGUGUUACAUCUGACAGUGCAAGCAGCGUAGGCAGCAAAAUGCUUCUCACCUCUCCCAUCCAGCUUGCCCAGAUGGCUGAAGACCAGGAAAGACAGGAAGAGGUCAAGAGUGUUUGGAUUCAGCAACGAGAUGAUUCCAUGAAAGUAGACCAAAAGAAAUUGGAGAAGGCUGAAGCUAAGCUUCGUGAGAAGAGAGAAAAGCGAGGCAAUGAGCAGUCAUACCAGCCACCUGCUAUUGUCAACACCAUGGCCACUGCCACUCAGGAAAUUAGCAGGAAAGAUCGAGCACUCGAUGCCAAAGGUGGUAACAACACCAAGGACAUCAGGAUAGAAAACUUUGAUGUUGCUUUUGGUGACAGGGUACUCAUUCAAAACUCAACCAUCACUCUGGCGUUUGGUCGUCGGUAUGCCCUCAUUGGUCGCAAUGGACUCGGCAAGACAACUCUACUCAGGAUGAUUGCAGCGGGCGUGCUACGAAUUCCAUCUCACAUCUCCGUGCUGCAUGUGGAGCAGGAGGUGACAGCUGACGACACGAGUGCACUAGAGAGCGUCUUGCAGUGUGACACUGUUCGUCAUGCUCUACUGCAGGAAGAGAAGGCUCUGCAGCAGCGCAUUGCUGGAGGGGACAGUGAUCAAGCCCUGAGUGAGCGCCUGGCUGCAGUGUAUGCUGAGCUGCAGGCUAUUGAGGCCGAUAAAGCGCCUGCAAAGGCUUCUGUUAUUCUCUGUGGGCUUGGUUUUACCCGCGAGAUGCAGCAACAAGCGACCAAGAAGUUCUCAGGCGGCUGGCGGAUGAGAAUAGCCCUCGCCCGAGCUCUCUUUACUCAACCCGAUCUACUCCUGCUCGAUGAGCCUACCAACAUGUUGGACCUGAAGGCGAUUAUAUGGCUUGAAGGCUACCUGCUGACCUGGCCCACCACCUUACUGCUCGUGUCCCACGACCGACACUUCCUCGACUCUGUUCCUACGGACGUGCUCCACCUUCACUCCAGAGCUAUCCAGUCGUACAGGGGCAACUACGAGAACUUCCUGAACACUCGCACGGAGCGGCAGAAGAACCAACAACGCGAGUACGACAGCCAGAUGCAGUUCAGGGCGCACGUGCAAGAGUUUAUCGACAAGUUCCGCUACAAUGCCAAGCGCGCCUCCCUUGUUCAGAGUAAAAUUAAGAUGCUUGAAAAAUUGCCUGAGCUCCAGCCUGUGGAGAAGGAGUCCGUCGUGGUAUUCAGUUUCCCCGAUGUGGAUAAAUUGAGUCCUCCUAUCCUACAACUCGAUGAGGUCUCCUUCAGGUACUCGAAGGAUGGACCCCCAAUAUUUCAAGACGUUAAUCUCACGACGACGAUGACUUCUCGUACGUGCAUUGUCGGUGACAAUGGAGCUGGAAAAACAACUUUAUUAAAAAUUCUAUUAGGCGAACUGUCACCAACUAAAGGCCAGCGUUUCUGCAACAGACAACUACGCAUCGGGUACUUCUCCCAGCACCACGUAGACCAGCUUGACCUACGCUUGUCAGCCGUGAGUCUUUUGCAAGAGCGCUUCCCCGGCAAGCCCGUGGAGGAGUACAGACGACAGCUGGGACGUUUUGGCGUCUCGGGCGACUUGGCUCUGCAGCAGCUGGCCAGUCUUUCUGGAGGUCAAAAAAGCCGAGUCGCUUUUGCAGCAAUGGCGGCCGCGUCUCCGAGCUUCCUUAUCUUGGACGAGCCCACCAAUCAUCUCGACAUAGAAACUAUAGAAGCCCUGGGUGAAGCUAUCAAGCUCUAUAAGGGUGGUGUUGUGCUGGUGUCCCAUGACGAGCGACUCAUCAGACAAGUGUGCACGGAGCUAUGGCUAUGCGGGAACGGCACUGUGCGCUCCAUUGAAGGAGGCUUCGAUUCUUAUCGUCAUCUUGUGCAGGCAGAGAUUGCUGCUGUGGCUUAGCUUGAGAAUGUAAAUCAAUGACUUGUACGACCAAUCGAAACUCUUCACGACUUUUUC